Aureobasidium uvarum is the source of this 2100-nucleotide messenger RNA. The record is from the annotation of a GenBank genome assembly. NCBI's taxonomy places the organism in Eukaryota, Fungi, Ascomycota, Dothideomycetes, Dothideales, Saccotheciaceae.
AUGGCCUCUUCACCACCAAAACUCACAGCGGCGAUCCUGAUAAUAUCAGAAACCGCCUCCAAAGAUCCUUCAACAGAUAAAUGCAUCCCCGCCCUCUCACAAGUAUUCGCCGACCUCGGAUCCACCAACUGGACCAUCUCAACUACAAAGAUAAUACCAGAUUCCAUUCCUGCAAUCCAAGAAGCUGUUCUUCAGUGUUGCGAUGAAAAGGUCAAUCUCAUCAUUACUUCCGGCGGCACUGGGUUUGCUGUCAAGGACGUGACGCCAGAAGCCGUGGGGCCUCUGAUUGAGAAGCAAGCGCCCGGGUUGGUGCAUGGGAUGUUGGCGAGCAGUUUGCAGGUUACGCCGUUUGCGGUUAUGAGUAGACCUGUUGCGGGGGUCAGAGGUGCGAGUUUGAUCAUCACACUGCCGGGGAGUCCCAAGGGCGCAAAGGAGAAUUUGGAGGCCGUGUUCAAGUUGAUGAGUCAUGCUUGUUUGCAGGCGAGUGGUGGUGACUCGAGACAGAUGCAUCAGGGUGGAGUCAAGAAGUUGGAGAAGGAGGCGGGGGUCAGUGGUGGUGAGAAGUUGGGUGGACAUGGGCGUGGACAUGGUCAUGGGUGCGGUCGUGAUCAUGGGCAUGGAGGUCAUCAUGGCCCUAAGGCGCAUACUGCACCUGAAGAUCGGCCACAACAAUCCAACGAUCCUUCUCAAGGACCUAGCAGAAGAUACAGACACUCGCCAUACCCAAUGCUCUCGGUCGCCGACGCUCUCGAGCAAAUCGAUAUGCACACACCUUCACCCACCAUCAUCACACUCCCGGUCAACGAAUCUCUGGUCGGUCACGUUUUGGCCGAGAAUGUCACGGCACCAGAAUCUGUCCCUGCUUUCCGCGCCAGCAUCGUAGAUGGCUACGCUGUGAUCGCUGGCCCAAAAGCCCCCAGCACAAAAGGAAUAUUCCCCGUCGCCAUGAUCUCCCACGCUCAAGCCGGCGAACACCAAGAACUCAAACCAGGUCAAGUUGCCAGAAUCACCACAGGAGCCCCUCUACCUCCUGGUGCAACCAGUGUCGUCAUGGUCGAAGACACCAUCCUCGUCUCCAAAACUGAAGACGGCACAGAAGAAAAAGAAGUCGAGAUCUUGACUUCCGAGAUUGAAGUUGGAGAAAACGUCAGAGAAGUCGGUUCAGAUGUUCAAGCUGGAGACGUGAUUAUGCAAAAGGGCGAAGGCAUCUCUGCCAUUGGUGGGGAAUUUGGCUUGCUGGCUUCUGUAGGCGUCAAGCAAGUGUCUGUGUACAAAAACNCUGUCGUCGGCGUCUUGAGUACAGGCGACGAAAUCGUAAACCACGAUCGUGAGGGAGAGCUCAAACGAGGAGAAGUCAGAGAUACCAAUCGUCCUACCUUGCUAACAGCCAUCCGAGGCUCAGGCUUUGAAGCCAUAGACUUGGGCAUUGUGUCCGACAAGUACGUUACUCUCUACUCAACUUCCCCUGAUUUCAUCCCCAAGAAAACACCAGACACUAACACCACUCAAAAACGACAGANNCCAGGCGCCCUCGAAGCAACCCUCCGCGACGCAACCCGCAAAGCCGACGUCAUCAUCACCUCGGGCGGCGUCAGCAUGGGCGAACUCGACCUCCUUAAACCCACCCUCGAACGCCAACUCGGCGGCUCCAUCCACUUUGGCCGCGUGGCCAUGAAACCCGGCAAACCGACCACCUUUGCCAGCAUCCCUGUAAAGUCCAACGAUGGCUCUCGAGUCGACAAAGUCGUCUUUUCGCUGCCUGGAAACCCUGCUUCGUGUGUGGUUACCUAUCACCUGUUUGUGUUGCCUGCUUUGCAUAAAUUAUCUGGUGUAGAGCCGAAAGGCUGUGUGAGGGUUAAAGUUGUAUUGGAUGGGGAUGUCAAGUUGGAUAAAAGUAGGGAUGAGUUUCAUCGUGCGGUUGUUAGGGCUGGGGCUGAUGGGUGCUUGCAUGCUGUUUCCACCGGCGGACAGAGGAGUUCGAGGAUUGGUAGUUUCAAAGGUGCGAAUGCGCUUUUGUGGUUGUCUGCUGGGGAAGGGGUGAAGAAGAAGGGGGAGAUGGUUGAGGCGUUGAUGAUGGGGAAAUUGGUCGGGGACGUUUGA